GCUCUUUUUUUUUCAUUCACUUCAUUUUUUAUAUAUAAAAAAAUGUAAAUACUAAUCUUUCAGAAACCCAUUUUUUUAAACGUGCGGCAAUUAAACAACUUAUUUUCAUUGUGAAAAAUUAAUUGAUUAUAAAUUAGUUGUAGAAAUAGAUUGUUACGAUAAAAAAAUGUUUAGACUUUUUUUACUCGUAGAUAUCAAAUAAAAAGAGUAGAAUCGCGACUUCCAAUUGUUUAAACAAUACUUCUGGGGUGAAUGGGGGAGGGGGGAUUUUACGUCAUUCUCUUUGUAAACAUUAAUAUAAGCCAUAGAAACAGAAAAAAAUGUUAUAGGAAUUUUUCUACCCAAAAGCCCCUGACGCCUGAACUAUUAUUUGGAAAUAUGACAUUUGUUAGAUCAAUGCACGUCUCCACAGUCGUUGUUUGUUGUUAUAGUCUGACCAAAACACCCUUUACUUUGGAAGAAAAUAAUUUUCACUUGUUUCUCUUGCAAAUCAACAAUUUGACCAUAGAAACCAUAGCAACUCAUUAUCCGGAACUAAGUUCAGGCAGAAAGAGAAGUGUUGAUUGGAUAAUACCCAUUUUCUUCGAAUCUCCUAAGAUAGCUGAAACAAUUAGAAUAAUUCUUAAAAAAUGGCAAUGGCCGUACAAGAACGAACGAUUCCUGCGAUGAACACUCUAGUGAAGUACGACAACCCUCUGCUAGUUUCAACUCAUCCAGAGAAAAUUGUAAAAGACACAACCCCUUUGAAGAUCGGGGUGCCAUGCAAAUCUCAAACUGUACCACCAACAGUCGAGCUUCGUCGUGAAACUGUCGAAAUUCUCAAUGGAAUUUUGCCACCCAAAGAGUGGGAAGAGGAGGGCCAAAUAUGGACCCAACAGGUUUCAAGCACCCCUGCGACCAGAUUGGAUGUUAUUAAUCUUCAGGAGCAAUUAGAUAUGAGAUUACAGCAACGACAAGCUCGAGAAACCGGAAUCUGUCCCGUUCGCAGGGAAUUGUAUUCACAGUGUUUUGAUGAAAUAAUACGUCAAGUGACCGUCAACUGUGCAGAACGUGGAUUGCUUCUUCUCCGGGUACGCGACGAAAUAAAAAUGACGAUGGCCGCUUAUCAGACACUUUAUCAGAGCAGUAUUGCCUUUGGGAUGCGUAAAGCUCUGCAGGUGACAAUAGUAUAUUGUGCAUCCAGGGUGGAAAGUCAUGAUUUUCCACCCGAGACUGAACAAGGGAAGGAAGACCUGAUUACUGCUGCUGAUGAGUUACGCGCUCAGAAGACUGAAUUAGAAAAAGCUGUCACUGAAUUGCGACAAAAAUUUGAACAAUCGGAGAGACGGGCCGCCGAAUUGCGCGAGGCGGAGGAGAAAAAACAUACGGAAGAGAUUCAAUUCCUCAAGAAAACCAAUCAGCAGCUGAAAGUAUGCAAUUUUAAAUUUAUAAUGAUGAGGUUUGGAGCAGGCAAUACCGUUGGUCUGAUCAAUAAUAAAUAUUCAUGCGACCUAAGCCAUAAUUUCAAAUUAAAAUUCCAAAAACUUCUGAACCAUUUGGAUAAAUUUAAAAAAUUCUUUACGUGUACACCUGCAAUAGUACUGGAAAUUUUGAUAAGAAACCUAGUAAAUUGUCGUUCGGAAAGGUCUUGUUUCAUGCACAGAAAGAACGUCUAGGCAAAAAUUAAAUCUCCAGGGGGCGUGGUUAAUUGUCAUUUUGUCCCAAGUUUCGGCGUCUAGAGGUCUACUUGUUACCUACAAUUUUUUUCAGUGUGGGGAACCCAAGAAGAAUAAAAAGGGAUUAAGGGCUUACGGUUGUUAUAAGUUAAUUUAGGUAGCUCUACCAGGUUGGUAAAUUCAAAGAUUGUUUAAGAGUAUCCAAAAUUGAUGAUAAUAAACUAAUGAGGAUUUUUUUACCAUUUAAUUAUUAUUUGUUUAAAAAGAAGUUAUGAAAUGAGAACUUAAAACGGGGUCUCAUGGGAAAAUCAACGUUUCUGUGUAGUAAAAGAUUAAAAUUUGACUGUUUUUAUCAUUAGACGUAAAAAAAUCCCGGAUUUUGUCGACAUUUCGCAAAAAAUUAUCUACUGCGUUAGCAACAAGUUUUAUUACUUGUGUAUAAGAAGAAAAUAUUUUGGAAAAUCUCAAUACAGUCCCCGAUUUAAUAUAGGUAACCCUGGUUAAGGAUAAUUUUCUUCAAAUUUUACUCAUGUAAUUAGGCAAGUCUGUGAAAUCCCGCAGGGAAGACUAGUCGGGUCGUUGUACCCAGGGAUUAAAGGCCUGUCGGGUCCUGCAGCCCACCGACCAAAAGGGGGAUUAUAUAUGUCUAAUAAAUCUUUUUGCCAUCAUUUCAGACCCAACUCGAAGGCAUUAUCGCUCCAAAGAAAUAAAAGGCCGUUUAUGAAAAUCAUUUGAACUGGAAUAAAACACUUAGGACAAUGUAUAACAAGUAUUCAUUCAUUUCCCUUUAAUGAAUGUUCACCUACAUGAUAUUUCCACAUACAAUUACACGUAUAACAUUAUAAAACGUAUAAAUAUUGCUCAUUAAAGAAUAUAGCUGACAGUAAUAAAUAUAUAUAUUUGUAUUUUUUUCCAUCAAAACCUAGAGAAAAAAUUAAAUAGUCGAUAAAUUCAGUGUCCGCAUUACCCAUUAACUAAUUAACUAUUUAUCUUUCUCCUUUCCACAGCAUAAUUCAAUCUUCGUAGUAACGAUAUUUGUAAAUACAUUUUUUAUUUUUCAUUUUAUCUAUUCUAUUCCUCUUAAUGGAAAAAUCAUUAUCAAGCACAGUGCAAGUGAUUUAUAUAUU
Diachasmimorpha longicaudata is the source of this 2782-nucleotide messenger RNA. It is a transcript of the gene Dnali1, whose product is annotated as 33 kDa inner dynein arm light chain, axonemal. The record is from RefSeq and is a predicted model, not a curated record. The coding region runs from base 630 to 1655 and encodes 341 amino acids. NCBI's taxonomy places the organism in Eukaryota, Metazoa, Arthropoda, Insecta, Hymenoptera, Braconidae. The transcript has 4 exons. Gene Ontology annotation, cellular component: filopodium; axoneme. Gene Ontology annotation, molecular function: dynein heavy chain binding.